ACUCCUAUAUAUAUGAGAGCACAACAAAUUCAAUAUCAAACAAAAGAUAUGUAAGACAGACCAUAAGAAGCUUUAUAUAGUAUACACCAAACUAUGCAAAAGCCAUCUCAGAGAACUCCUCCUGAUACACAUUCAUACUCCUGAUCACCAUUCAUAUAAACGAACCAUUUAAUCAUCAUCAUCAUCAUCAACAACAACAAGAUCUUCAUAGCUAGGGUUCUCGUCUUCCAUGAAGUUCUUCACCAAAUUCCGCAAGAUUCUCAUGAAGAUCAUCUUCACCCUUCCUUCCUCAUCUUCCUCUGCCACCGUGCGCCGUCACAAAACCGCCAACUCAAUCAAUGGCGGUGAGAGGCUAGAGACGCCGAAGAUAUCGUGCAGUAAUUCGUACUACUCCUCUCAUUCUCACUACAGUGAAGCUAUCUCAGAUUGCAUUGACUUUUUCAAUAAGUCAUCGAUUAAUAAAAUGUCUCACCAAGAACCUAAAGACCAAAUUGUUCAUGAUCAGGACUGUUUUUACGUAUUUUCAAACGUAAAAGAACCGAUGUGAAUGUAAUCAUGUUCUUUUUUCCCUUUUAUGUGUGUGUUUUCUUAUUGUGCUCGGGUAUCAC
This is a messenger RNA of Eutrema salsugineum, 608 nucleotides long. RefSeq lists its product as uncharacterized. The record is from RefSeq and is a predicted model, not a curated record. The transcript has a single exon. Lineage: Eukaryota; Viridiplantae; Streptophyta; Magnoliopsida; Brassicales; Brassicaceae. The coding region runs from base 230 to 547 and encodes 105 amino acids.